CACGAUCUGAACUCUGACCAGCGACUGCAACAAAUAUUGGCCUUCUUGACACGUAGAACUGGCAACAGACGGCAGUAGAAGAAAUGGCAUUGAUGCAGCCAGUCUUGACGCUUCCUGUGGAAGGAAGCGACAGAGUGAUCAUUAAGAAGACAUUCAUCGAAGUGGAGGAUGAAAAGACACCAACAGGUCUUCCUGCAACUUACAAUUCAGAUUCAGUCAUUUGGUCACGAUUGAUGCGACAGAUCAGUCCUGGUCCAGAGGAACAGCAGCCAAUCCCAUUUGGGGUGAUGCCUGAAAAUGAAGACUUGCCGGAGCCAGAGAAUCCUCACCUCUCAAAGUUGAACAAGAAGGAGCGCCUCAGCCGUAGCUCUGUCUCAACGGAUGACACGGACACUGAGACCGAGCCCCACGAAGCAAUGGGACCGAUUCGCGACGGUCGUGAAGGUCGUGAAGGUCACGUGUCACUGAUGAGGCUGCGAGAGCCUUCGCCCGACACAUUGGAUGCGGCCAGGACUUUGGCCGUGACGGAAGCUUCGAAGGCCCUGGAGGCAGCGGGCAUCACCAUGGAAAGGCUACCCUUGGAUGAACUGCUUAUGCAAUUUUCCCCUGAACCUCGGCCUGUUUCCUUGUUGGAAGCUGUUGGUGAUGUGGGUCCUGGCAUAUCCACCCACUCCGCCAAGCACCGUAAGCCGGGUGAUACCACUGUGAUGCUGCGAAAUCUGCCAAACAACUACUCCCGCAACAUGGUUUGUACCAUGAUGGACAAGGAGGGCUUCCAAGGGAAGUACGACUUCCUUUACCUUCCAAUUGACUUCCGCUCCAAAGCCAGUUUGGGCUACGCCUUUGUCAAUCUCAUCAAUGAAGGGGAGGCCCAGAAAUUUUGGAAGACUUUUGAUGGCUACACAAAAUGGGUGUUGCCAAGUGCCAAGGUCUGCUCAAUUAGCUGGAGUGGCCCUCAUCAAGGCCAAGAAUCCCACGUGCAGCGGUACAGGGACAGUCCCAUUAUGCACAGCAGUGUUCCAGAUGAGUUCAAGCCGGUGAUCUUCGAAGCAGGCACCGGCAAACGCCUAGACUUUCCACAGCCGUCCAAGAAGCUUCGCGCACCGCGACGACGCCCUGCCACCUUGAAGUGAGCAGAACAUGCUUACAUACAUGGGGUUGGUGCACUCUCGCGGAGUUUUGUUGCAGCCAAUUUUCCCGGCUGAAGUUUUUGGUCAUGCUGCUACUGCUAAAACAGCUUUGCGUCCAGCACAUGCAAUGUAUAGGUUCCUGACGAGCUGACAAGAGCUCCCCCGGACACCAGUUUUUGAAUUUUUCAUCCGCACAGGCUGGUUUUCUUGAACCUGCCCUUGCUUGCAAAACCGUGUGGCGUUGGAGACACCACACAUUUUGUUCGUUAGCGAUAUGUAGAUUAGCUCACUUUGUGCUGUUGCCAUGGUGAAUACGCAAGUACAGCGGACGUUAGAUGCAUGAAUAUGCCCGUGGGCCGUGAUGAUUUUCACCCUGUCUGUGG
Molecule: messenger RNA, 1513 nt
Organism: Cladocopium goreaui
Lineage: Eukaryota; Dinophyceae; Suessiales; Symbiodiniaceae
Source: the annotation of a GenBank genome assembly